Molecule: messenger RNA, 4012 nt
Organism: Drosophila miranda
Lineage: Eukaryota; Metazoa; Arthropoda; Insecta; Diptera; Drosophilidae
Gene: Vha44
Product: V-type proton ATPase subunit C
Exons: 11
Coding region: 185-2761 (858 amino acids)
Biological process (GO): proton transmembrane transport
Cellular component (GO): lysosomal membrane; vacuolar proton-transporting V-type ATPase, V1 domain
Molecular function (GO): proton-transporting ATPase activity, rotational mechanism
Source: RefSeq, a predicted model, not a curated record
AUAGUCACUUUUUUCGCGGCCAGUUUUCACCACAGACUCUUGCUCCGUUUGCACGUACUUUGUGGGUGGCGGCGGUUAAUUUGCGCUUGAUUUCAGCAGAUCCAAAUUUUGUAACGCACAAAAAACUCAUCUAGUGUCUCUCCAUCUACCAGUCCGAGUGUAAUAACUACUAAAACCCAUCAAAAUGAUGUCCGAAUACUGGAUUAUCUCGGCGCCAGGCGAGAAGACCUGCGCCCAGACAUUCGACACGAUGAACAACCUGACCAGCAAGCAGCACAACCUCUGCAAUAACUACAAGUUCCAUAUACCCGACCUGAAGGUGGGAACGCUGGACCAGCUGGUCGGCCUGUCCGAUGAUCUGGGAAAGCUGGACUCGUACGUGGAGCAGAUCACCCGCAAGGUGGCUGUCUACCUGGGCGAGGUGCUGGAGGAUCAGCGGGACAAGCUGCACGAGAAUCUGCUGGCCAACAACAGCCCCGGUCCGCCCGACGAAAUACCCUGUCGACACCACCAGCGAAUAAAGAAUCUCAGCCUGCGACACCAGCGAAAACACCAGCACACGCACCACCAAAACAAACCCCAACACUACCAUCUCCAACAUCACCACCAGCUGCCCCAGGAUAUCAAGGGUAAAUCAACCUCAACCAAUCAACUCACUCCAAGUCGCGACCCAAGCCAAGCUCCUUCCACUCCUACUCUUCCCACUGCUGCUGCCAAUGCUGGCACUGUUCCUUGCGCCUGUACCAUAACCACACCAGCCCCUGGAUCCGGAUCUGGCGGCAGCUUGAAUAACCUCUCCACAACCCACGACGAGUCCGAGCGGGACUUUGACUUUGUGAUAGCGCCACAGCCGGGCGGAUGUCUGUGCGAGGAGUGUGGCGUGUUCGCCCCGCCCAGCACCAGUGCCACGGCCAGCACGCUGAUGGCCGACGAGUGCUACUCCCACACAGCCUCCUCCAUGCUGAGUGCCACACGCAGUGCCCUUUCCACAAUGGCGGCCAUUGCCACGGGCAGCAACCUGGGUGGUGGUAGCUCUGUCGGAGGCGCCAGCACAAGUGCGGCCGCUGCCGCUGCGCAUGCGCAUGGGGGGCACCCUCCCGCUGCAGCUGCCGCCUCCGCACCCGCAAAGAACAGCUCCGCCUCGACCCUCUGCUCCUCGGCCUACUUCUCCACGUCGGCGCCCACCACUAGCAGCUCGGUGCACAGCAUGUCGCGCUCUAACAGCAAGAAGCUGAAUAACAACACUUGCAGCAUAAACCAUAACAAGCUCAGCUUCCGCAGCGGCAGCCACGUGAGUCAAUUGAACCUGCCCCAGCAUCAGCAACAGAAUCAGAAUCAACAGUAUCAGCAGAAGCGAGAUCUUUCAUCCUCAUCGCCGCUUCAGUCGCCGACCCAGAAGUCGUGCGACUCGUCCGAUAUGGAUGCGGACGGGGGGAACACCACGGAUGGUGACCCCAAAAGUCCGAACAGCGCCAGAUCCUCCGAUCUAUCUGAAACUUUCGACUGGUGGUUCAAUAAGCCCAAGCGUAACUCUAAAAAGAGCAGUGCACACCAAUGCGAAAAACAACAUCUCCACCAACACCAACACCAACAGCAACACCAACAACUACACCAAGAACAACAACAGCAAUCCAAAGCAAUGACAUUUUGGCAUCAAGCAUCGACCACACCGCGCUCUAGUUAUCGCUCUUUCUUCAAUUCUCUUGCCGAUCAAAUAUAUAGCAAACGUUCUACAUCGAGUCAAUUAAAUAUAAACAAUGGAUUUAAUUUAACACCAACACAUAGAUCGUCUCCAGUGAGUAGUUGUUGUGGCAGUAGUAGCCAGGGGCGAUCCAGUCCGGACACGGAUAAUCCAGAGCCGCCAGAGUUUCCGCUGAGUCCAGCCGAGCUGCCGCAGUAUUUGACCCGAUUCCAAUGGGACAUGGCCAAGUAUCCGAUCAAGCAAUCGCUGCGCAACAUUGCGGAUAUCAUUUCCAAGCAGAUUGGCCAGAUCGAUGGCGACCUGAAGACCAAGUCCCAGGCUUACAACAACCUCAAGGGAAAUCUGCAAAACCUGGAGAAGAAAAAGACUGGCAGCUUGCUGACCAGGAACUUGGCCGAUUUGGUCAAAAAGGAGCACUUCAUUCUGGAUUCGGAAUACCUGACCACUCUGCUGGUCAUUGUGCCCAAAGUCCUGACCAAUGACUGGCAUGCCAAUUACGAGAAGAUCACGGACAUGAUCGUGCCACGCUCAACGCAGCUCAUUCAGGAGGACAGCGACUACUGUCUCUUCAAUGUGACGCUCUUCAAGAAGGUCACCGAGGAGUUCAAGCUACAUGCCCGCGAGCGCAAAUUCAUUGUUCGUGACUUCGUCUACAACGAAGAAGAGCUGGCCGCCGGCAAGAACGAGAUGACCAAGCUGAUGACGGACAAGAAGAAGCAGUUUGGACCCCUUGUGCGUUGGCUGAAGGUUAACUUCAGCGAGGCAUUCUGUGCCCUCAUUCACGUGAAGGCCCUGCGCGUCUUUGUGGAAUCUGUGCUGAGAUACGGGCUGCCGGUCAACUUCCAGGCCAUACUGAUCGAGCCCAACAAGAAGAGCGUGAAGCGUUUGCGUGAUGUGCUCAACCAGCUGUACGGACAUCUGGAUGGUGCCUCGGCUGGCGGUCAAGUCAGCAGUGCUGAUAAUGUGGAUAUACCCGGUCUGGGCUUUGGCCAGUCCGAAUACUAUCCCUAUGUGUUCUACAAGGUCAAUAUCGAUAUGGUUGAGCAAAGCAAGGUCUAAGAUGUGCCGCCUGCUACACCCAUCAAUGCAACCAUCCAGCCAGCCCACAAAAUACAUAAUACACACAAAACCAAGCAAAUAUACUAUUGAAAUCCAUCGGCUGAACCAAGCAUUCGGAGUUGCUUUGGCAAAAUUUUACAGAAUUAAAAGCAGAAAUGAAAUGAACAGAAAGAAAAUAGUUAAAUUUAAAUAAUUUUAGUCAUUGUUAUAUAAUUAUUGUUGUUAUUUAUGUUUGCGCGUGUGCAGAAUUCUGUUUCAACUUAACUUCCGGCUAGAGAAAUCACAAAUCAGCAAUCCAAACAAAACUAAGCAAAAACGGACGUUUGCAGUCCUCCCAGAUAUUGUAGGAGCUUCUAUUUUGUAUCCUGUCCCCUGUCCAUCUUUAGUUUGCAAACCAGUAUUUUAUGUUGUUCUAAUGCCGUACUAUGAUUAUUACCAUAUGAUGAAUGAUAUGAAUGUUUAACACGUAGCUAAAGCCCAGGCGUUCCAGUCUCCUUUUGUGUUUGGUAGCAAUCCAAUAAACAUUUGAGUUAAAUUUUGUUUUAAAACGCCUUUUGUCUCGUUUCGUGCUUCUGCUCCACUCGGUAUAUGUAUCUUUUUCUGUGUCUGUGACUAACAAAAAGCAAUCCAACAGCAGCCAACAACCAAUAGCAUGCCCUACAACUAAUGUAAGCAGAAAGGAGGUGUUCCGUGGGAAGCUAAUCUAACAAAAUAUUGAUCCAAAGUAAACAAAUAACUAACGAAAGUAUUGUAUUUAUAAAUGUUGCCUAGAUAUCAAAAUGUUAAUAACUAUUCGCGCAUGUUUCAACACUAAUCGCAAUGAGAAUCGCCCGCAGUCAGACUAGUUUGAUGGCUCUGCUUAUUGUUUCGUCUCUACUACAACUACUAUUCUUUUAUUUAUACAAACUCUAACCCUGAGUGUUGAGUGUGUGAAGCCCCUCCCUAACCACCGCCAGUUGCUGCAAUAAGAGCCUGAAUAGGGAUCAGAUCGGUGGGAUUGCAUCGGGCGAAAUGAACAAUAAUAUUUGUACGAGUAUGUAAAGUUUUUUUUUUUCCAGUUUUUCCUAUUGUCGGGCCGCAAGUUGUGUGCACCAAUUUAAGCAAAUCGUGAGAGAGAUACAGUAUCUAAAUAUAAAUAUUUUAAAACUAUGCCUAAUAUGUGUAUACAAAACAGAAACUAUGUAAUUGUCAUUGCGUUAUAUAAGGUGCAAUUAAGACAUCCUUGUAAAUAAUUAUAAAGAAAGAAAGACA